Messenger RNA from Trichoderma harzianum CBS 226.95, 609 nucleotides. RefSeq lists its product as hypothetical. The record is from RefSeq and is a predicted model, not a curated record. Gene Ontology annotation, molecular function: protein binding. The annotation marks the transcript as partial. The transcript has a single exon. Lineage: Eukaryota; Fungi; Ascomycota; Sordariomycetes; Hypocreales; Hypocreaceae.
AUGACAAAUGAAGACAAGGGAAAGGCUCUUUGUUCGGCGGCGAAGCACGGCUGGACGGAGGUGGUCUUUGCGUUACUUGAACUAGGCGCAGAGCCGGACUUUAAAGACCAAUCCAGAGGACAAGAUUCGAGAACAGCACUGUCACAAGCGGCGGGAAAUGGAAGCAUCAACGCUAUGGAGGAAUUGAUGGAUUGGGGGGCAUUUCCAAACGCACAAGACGCUGAAUACCGGACGCCUCUGUCGUACGCCUCAGAAAUGGGACAUAGUGCUGCGAUUCGGAUAUUACUGGGAGAUCAACGCGUCGACCCAAACACUAAGGAUAUGAAAGGAUUAACUCCGCUGCUGUGGGCGGCCAAGAAUAGCCAUGAGGCUGCUGUGAUGUUGCUGAUUGAGAAUGGCAACGUUCACUUGGACGAUAAGGAUAAUAACGGAUGCACACCGCUAAUACUAGAAGCCAUGAAUGGACAUGAAGCAGCCGUGGAGCUGCUGGCUAACAGAGGUGCAAUUAUAAACGCACAAAAUAAGGAAGGACAGACACCGCUAUUGUGGGCGGCUAAUCUUGGAAACCAAGCAAUUGCGAAGUUGCUGAUUGAGAAUGGCGCGGACUUA